Molecule: messenger RNA, 3416 nt
Organism: Cylas formicarius (sweet potato weevil)
Lineage: Eukaryota; Metazoa; Arthropoda; Insecta; Coleoptera; Brentidae
Product: spermine oxidase-like
Exons: 4
Coding region: 1546-2952 (468 amino acids)
Molecular function (GO): polyamine oxidase activity
Source: RefSeq, a predicted model, not a curated record
CGUUUUCAUGACGUUUGUCAUUUCUAACGGUCAUGGCACACAUCAAUCUGUGAAUCAUCGGUGCCUUUUCGUAAAAAUCUACCCCAAAAGAGUCCUAGGAAAAGUAUGCAACACGUAGAUAAGCGUCUUCGGUGAGUCAUUUGCUCCGCCCGUGCCAAAAACAGAUUCGUGACUAAAAUAGCGUUUCAAAAUCUUGUUGCAUAAUAUACUAUUUUUUACUUUUCUUCUUCUCGAAUUCUUUGCUUGAAAUAUCUGGAAGGGGAUAACUUUUUGAGCAAAAAUUGCUUCGCUCCCUUUAAACGGAAAGAGGUUUCGGCGAUCUGUCAUUUGAAUUUUUUUUUGAUUUUCGUUCAUUUGCUGUCUUUCUUCUGAUAGUAUUUUUUUCCCGAAUUUUUGGGUGUAAAUUAGCGCAAAGCUUUUGUUUUAAUAAACUUAUAGGUUUAACCAUUAUGAAAAAUAACUCAUAAAAGUACAAACAUAACUUUAGGAAAUACUAGGUAUCGCACAGGAAAAAGUGCAAAAAAUGUUCACGAAGCAACUGCAGAACGUUCUAUAAAUAGUAUAUUCAAUCCGUCAACUAAUAAUUGCAGAUUAAAGUUUUGGGUUCCAAAUAUUGUAAAAAAAUGUCAAUGGACAAUCUGUUUAAAAACCUGUAAAUAAAACAAGUCAAUAAACAAUUUGUUUAAAAGAACUGUAUUUCAAUGUGUAACCUAUAUUAGCACUAAAUGCAUGAGAAGUGCACAGAAAUUAGUAUUAGAGAACACAUAAAUUAAUAUAACUAGUAUAAAUUGGAUUGCGACCAAACACUCAUUUCUCUCAUUUCUACUAAAUGUUUUUCUUAUAGCCAUAAGUUAUUAUAUGAGUAGUAAAAACAUUUUUGCAUAAUAUCGUUUAUUGUAUCAAUAUUGAAAAACAACCUUUGAAAAUAAAAUUCCCUCGGAAUAAUCACAGCCAUUUUCAGUUAACAAUUCAUUUUUAACAACAAUAUUUAUCCACUAAAAAUGCAUGCAGAAAUACAUAUAGAAAUUGCAUCGUAUAUACCGGUUUUAACUCGUUGUAUGUAUACCUUAACUGUUUCUUCACUAAGAAGAAAAUUGCUUCAUGAUUUCCAAUUUUAUAUCUUUGAUGAAGGUGCCAGUGUAUUAUUAACGUAGCCUUAUGUAUUUAUUUUACAUUGUGGCUUUGCUAAUUUGCUAUUUGCUACUCAUUCAAUAAAAUGGAUCUAUAUUAAACAAUCAACACCAAUUCUAGUUGAAUAAUUUAAUAUGUAUUUUCUUUUCUCUAUUUCUUUAUUUUUUCCAUUUGAUUAGAUUUACGAAGGCCAAAUUGAAUCGAAAGCAAUCCGGAUUAUUUCACUCCGAACAAGUGAAGUCGCAAUGUCCACACGCUUUGUCCUAAUAACACGAACUAAAAAUAUCGACCAUCUUGUCGGGACCAGUAAACAAUAGAUUAGAUAAUGGAUUUAAUUUGCCGAUAAAGUCAGUGUACCCUCAGUGUUUAUUGACCACUCAGUGAAGAGUUAUUACCAUAUAUCCCGUAACAAAAAUGUUGAUUUUCGCAUUUCUGACGAUUUAUUUCGCCGUAUAUUUGACGGAAUGUAAAAAACAAAAUCCGUCCAUUGUCAUCGUCGGCGCUGGAGCGUCCGGCAUCGCCGCUGCCACCAAAUUGUUAAAAAACAAUUACACCAACAUUAAAAUUCUCGAAGCUGAAGAUCGAAUUGGUGGUAGAAUUAAAAGCGUAAAAGUCGGAGAUUCUUAUGUGGAUCUCGGAGGGGAAUUCUACGAUGGCAGUAAAGACGAUGCCGUUUGGGAGAUGGUAAAAGAUCUUGGAAUAUUGAAAGACAGGAAUGUUGACUAUAAAAUAAUAUCGGAUGGGCAGGAAAUCGAUGACGAAAAUAAAGAGAAACUUAUUGCGUAUGUGAUUAGUUUUCAAGACGAAGAGGAGUGCCGCAAUUUGAGGUCGAUUGGCGAAUGCUUUGAGAAAACGUACGCUUCCUUACUACAGCGAAGUAAAUCGGAUAAAGAAACCAGGCUGCUCGAGAAAUCUAGAAUAUGGUUGAAAAAUUUUCUCUCCUUUAUAGGAAUGUCGACGAACAUUAACGACCAGCUUCUCAAGUCAUAUUCCAAACAGUCUAGUUCAUUGCAUUGGAACGGACACGGCUAUAAAACCGUUUUGGAUGUAAUGAUGCAGAAAUAUCCCGACAUAACAAAACAGCUACCGAUUGAUGACAAGAUUUUUCUAAACAAACGAGUCAUACACAUCAAGGGUUGGAAAAAUGAUACCAUUAAAAUAAAAACGGACGACGGUAGCAGAUACAAAGCGGAUCAUGUUAUAUUUACUACGUCCCUAGGGGUUCUAAAAGCUAAACAUGAGAGUAUAUUUCACCCGCCUUUGCCAGCAAACAAAAUUGCAGCUAUAAAAAAUAGCGGUUUCGGUUCUUUGGCAAAAGUAUUCGUAUUCUUUGAGCACGAGCUGGAUGUAAGAGGUACACUGCAUUGUGUGUGGAAUAAGCAGGAUUUGAAAUUAUUCAACUGGUUGAAAAAUUUGGUGUUUUUAAUUGUGGAUGAACGCAACCCGAAAAUCUUAAAUGGUUUUUAUGGUGGCAAAGGUGUCACCCUGAUCGACACCCUUUCGGACGAGGAAGUGUUCAAAGGGCAAAAAUAUUUGGUUAGUAAAUGUUUAACGCCAAAAUUCAAUGUCAGCGAACCUAUAAAAAUAUUGAGAACGAGUUGGUCUACAAAUACCAAUUUCCUCGGGGUGAACUCCUACGUUAGCGUCAAAGGGCGAUAUAACGAGAAACUAGCCGAAACUCUUGUCGCAACAGGAGGGAAACCAUCCAUCCUGUUCGCUGGAGAAGCUACGCACCCGUAUUACUAUUCAACUGUCCACGGAGCUGUGGAAAGUGGAUACAGGGAAGCUAAAAAAAUUAUCGAUUUUUACAAUACACCUUAAAGAAUGUACCAUUCACAAGUUAGAAUUUCGAGUAGACUAACUCAAAAAACUGGUAAAAAACGUGUUCUUAAUAUGUUCGCAUAAUAUACAUACUCCGAAAUAGAAAUAUCUUUCAGUUUUAUUUCAGUUAUAAUGUUACAUAAAAAAUAUUUUUAUCCAAAACAUAAUUGACGUAAGUAAAAACAAAGUAUUGAGAAAAUUACUAUUAUUAAUAAUAAUAAGAAAAUUGUCUCAUCUGCUUGUAUCUAUCAACGUUAUAUCUGAGUCAGAGGACAGCUCUCAAUUUGUGAAAACAACCUGCAUUAAAAUAAAUCAAGUCAAGCGAAUCAAAUCCGCCUUUAUUUAUAAUAUUAAUAAUAGUAAUAAUAAUAAUGAUAAUCUUUAUUUUCCAAAUUGACAAAUACAAUGUUUGUAUCGAAAAUCGUCAAAAAAAUCCUAAACUACAAACAGUAAAUAGACUAACU